Messenger RNA from Epinephelus lanceolatus (giant grouper), 6963 nucleotides. It is a transcript of the gene kcnh2b, whose product is annotated as potassium voltage-gated channel, subfamily H (eag-related), member 2b. Gene Ontology annotation, biological process: regulation of heart rate by cardiac conduction; regulation of ventricular cardiac muscle cell membrane repolarization; potassium ion transmembrane transport. The record is from RefSeq and is a predicted model, not a curated record. Gene Ontology annotation, cellular component: plasma membrane. NCBI's taxonomy places the organism in Eukaryota, Metazoa, Chordata, Actinopteri, Perciformes, Serranidae. Gene Ontology annotation, molecular function: inward rectifier potassium channel activity.
GUGUGUGUGUGUGUGUGUGUGUAUCCCAUACAGGAAGUCAUGUGAUGCAGCCUAAAGCCGAACACCUGUUAACAGCAGCAGUCAGAGCAGGUGUGUGAUAAGCACAAAGCAUGUUCCUCUUUAUCUGAUAUUACUGCGCCGUGAACGCCUCACCCGCAGCUGAGUUUACCCUCAGUGUCCUCUUUAGGCCAGUUUUUCCUAAUUUCAUCAAAUUAAUAAUCGGUAAUAAUUUUUAAUGUUGAUGCUGGAAGCGGUUUUGUACCAAGUAAGAGUCCUUACUGUCUCACUUUGGGGACCUCAGGUGUAGUACAAAGUGUUCCUCGCGGGCAUGGGGAGAUUUUGGGCAGCUGAGAGCGCAUCCACUCCUUCACUAUAAAGUGUAGAUGAGCAAAGGGUUAAAAGAGGCGCAGCUAGACGCCGGUGGAGCUGAAGUCAUCCGGCAGAGCGCACAGCGAGGAGGAGGAGAGACACAGAGAACACCUCCAAAAACACACAUCUAGGACGACUCGAGCUGCGGAUCUGCGCUCUGCUCCUUUUCCGUUAACCAUCAUUGUGUUCCUUCUCUCUCCCAGUCCGGCACAGACAUCCAGAGGCGCAGAGAGGAGGUGGAAUGAGAAACAAAUAAAAAAAAAAAAAAAAGCAAACGCGCAGCCCAGCGCCCCAACUAUGGCUCCAACGACGCUCGUCGGGAAGCUCGCCCAGCCUGCCUCACAGGAGCGGGCUGUAGUGCAGGAUGAGAGGUCUGCUGCGCUCCGCCGAGUGUGAGACCAGGAGGAAAUAUCACCUGACAGGCGGCCCUCCCCUCGGGGGACAGAAACAGACACCCUCGCUCCUCUCAACCUGGAAACUGGAGGCUGGAAACGGCCCAGAUCUGCCGUGCGUACAGUGCGCCUCCUUUCCAGAACUCUCCUGUGCUCACUUUCUCCUGGAGAGCAGCGAGGAGCAGCAGCAGCGUCUCUGAGCAACUUGGGGGAAACUUUGGCCCCCGGAUUACCUGUCAGUGCUGAGUGUCCAUGCGGGGAGCGCAGUGAGCAUCGUGCGCUCUGCUGCUGCUGCUGCUGGAAACGGUGAGACAUCAAUAAAAGUCCCGCAAAGUCUCGCAAAGUCCAGGGGCCACCGCAGCGAAGAUGCCGGUCCGGAGGGGCCAUGUGGCUCCGCAGAACACCUUCCUGGACACCAUCAUCAGGAAAUUCGACAGUCAAUGUCGCAAGUUUGUCAUCGCCAACGCAAGAGUGGAGAACUGCGCCAUCAUCUUUUGCAACGACGGCUUCUGUCACAUGUGCGGUUACUCACGUGCUGAGAUCAUGCAGAAGCCGUGCACGUGUAACUUCCUGUACGGACCUGACACCAAGCGACUGGCCAUCGCACAGAUGGCGCAAGCCCUGCUGGGAUCGGAGGAGAGGAAAGUGGAGAUCAACCUGUACCGCAAAGAUGGUCAGUGCUUCCUGUGCAUGGUGGACGUGGUGCCAGUGAAGAACGAAGAUGGCGUGGUGAUCAUGUUCAUCCUCAACUUUGAGGUCAUGUCAGAGGAAGCACUCCGAGACCACAAACAGGAGCUCAACCACCGCCUGCCCACCUGGCUUGUCACUGGUCGUCCACGAGGCUUCAAGCUGCGUCUUCCCCUGCUGCACUCCUUGUCCAACAGCAAAGUGUCUCUGAACGACGCAGAGGCCGGUCGCAUUCCCACCGCUACGCCCCUGCCGCUGCACCCAGAGCACCAGAGUCAAGAGUCCCUCGGCCUGGGGGAGUUUCUGCCUCUGCCCCCUUUACCACUAAACCACCAGGAGCAGAUCAGUGGAAGCAGGUCAGCGCUACAGAGUUGGCCAGAAGACCGCCAAGAGGACCAGCGCACCUUAUUGGGCCCUGACCCUUCUGUACCCCCUCCUCCUCCUCCUCCGCCUCCCCACAGAUCCCACCUCGCGGGUCCCCUCACCCAGUCGUCACCUUGCGUAGCGCCUCACCACCGCCUCAGCCUCAACCCGGACGCCUCGGGCUCCAACUGCUCCUUGUCGCACAGCCGCUCGCGGGAGAGCUUCCACAGCAUGCGUCGCGCAUCCUCCGUAGACGAGAUUGAGGCCAUGAGGCCCGACUGGGACCGAAAGAACCGCAGAGCGAGUGUCCGGCCCGGCAGCAGCAGCACGGGUGCAGUAAACAGUAAGUCCAACAUAUUGAACUCCACGUCGGACUCGGACCUCAUGCGGUACCGCACCAUUUCCAAAAUUCCUCAGAUCACCCUCAACUUUGUGGAUUUCAAACCUGACCCACUCAUCGCCCUGCCCAGCGGGGAGAUGGACAUCAUAGCUCCCUGCAAGCUCAUCGACCGGACGCACCAUGUCACAGAGAAAGUCACACAGGUGCUGUCUCUGGGUGCAGAUGUGUUGCCAGAGUACAAGCUGCAGGCUCCUCGCAUCCACAAGUGGACAGUGUUGCACUACAGCCCAUUCAAGGCAGUGUGGGACUGGCUCAUCCUGCUGCUGGUCAUUUACACCGCCAUCCUGACGCCCUACUCAGCCGCAUUCCUCCUCAGCGACCAGGAAGACGCAGCCAUGCAGGGUUGUGGUUACUGCUCUCCUCUCAACGUGGUGGACCUCAUAGUUGAUAUCAUGUUCAUUAUUGACAUCCUCAUCAACUUCAGGACAACAUAUGUGAACACUAACGAUGAGGUGGUGAGCCAUCCAGUGCGUAUUGCCGUCCACUACUUCAAAGGCUGGUUCCUCAUCGACAUGGUGGCUGCUAUUCCCUUUGACCUGCUCAUCUACCGUAACGGGGAGGAGACCACCACUCUGAUUGGCCUGCUGAAAACCGCCCGUCUCCUGCGAUUGGUGCGUGUAGCCAGGAAGCUGGACCGCUACUCGGAGUACGGCGCGGCUGUACUCUUCCUCCUCAUGUGCACCUUUGCCCUCAUCGCUCACUGGCUGGCCUGCAUCUGGUACGCCAUUGGUAGUGUGGAGAGGAAUGGUUCAAUCGGCUGGCUCCACACGCUGGGGGACCAACUGGGAAAGCACUACAACAGCUCUGUCCUAGGUUCAGGACCCUCCAUCAAAGACAAGUACGUCACAGCUCUGUACUUCACCUUCAGCAGCUUGACCAGUGUGGGAUUUGGAAACGUGUCCCCAAACACCAACUCUGAGAAGAUCUUCUCCAUCUGUGUCAUGCUCAUAGGAUCCCUGAUGUACGCCAGUAUCUUCGGAAACGUGUCAGCCAUCAUCCAGCGGCUGUACUCGGGGACGGCCCGCUACCACACCCAGAUGCUCAGAGUCAGGGAGUUCAUCCGCUUCCACCAGAUCCCCAACCCGCUCAGGCAGAGGCUGGAGGAGUACUUCCAGCACGCCUGGUCCUACACCAACGGCAUCGACAUGAAUGCUGUUCUGAAAGGUUUCCCAGAGUGUCUCCAGGCGGAUAUCUGCCUCCAUCUGAACCGGACGCUGCUGCAGAACUGUAAGGCUUUUAAAGGCUCCACCAAGGGCUGCCUCAGGGCGUUGGCCAUGAAGUUCAAGACCACCCACGCACCCCCGGGUGACACGCUGGUCCAUGCCGGGGACGUCCUCACAGCCCUCUACUUCAUAUCCAGGGGAUCCAUAGAGAUACUGAGGGGAGACGUGGUGGUAGCCAUCUUGGGGAAGAACGAUAUCUUCGGCGAGCCUAUUAAUCUGUAUUCUCGACCGGGUAAAUCCAAUGCUGAUGUGAGGGCUCUAACCUACUGCGACCUCCAUAAAAUCUUCAGAGAAGAUGUUCUGGAGGUGCUGGACAUGUAUCCUGAGUUUGCAGACCACUUCUGGAACAACCUGGAAAUCACCUUCAACCUCCGAGAUACCAACAUGAUCCCAGGCUCGCCAAGCAGUGAUGACUCCAACUGUGGGGGAUUCAACAAAUUACGCAGACGCAAGCUCUCAUUCCGAAGACGAACAGAAAAAGAUGAUGCAGAUGCUGGAGAAAUUAAAAAGUCCCACAAGUCUGUGAGACGGAGACAGAAGGAAGCAGCCAACAACCAAAAACAGGAGGAGGCAUCUAAGCGGCAGUGGCAGGCACAUCGAAGCUCGGUGUCUUCACACUCCAGUGGUGAUGAGGGGGAGGAGUCAAUAGUGACCAGACUCGCCCCACCUCCAGCAAUGCUGGAGAACCCGCUGGCUCAGGCUGUGCCCAGGAAUUUUAAUGAGAACACAGAAGGCGAUGGAGAUCCCAAAACUGGGAACACGUGCAACGCCCUGUCAGGUGCAUUCUCAGGUGUGUCUCACAUCUUUAAUUUCUGGGGGGAGAGUCGGGGGGGUGGGCAGUACCAGGAAGUUCCCAGCUGCAGCCUGGCCUCCCCGCCACCACUCAACACGCCGCUGCACAGCCUGAGCCGACAGCAGCGCAACCAGCUGGACACACGCCUGGACCUGCUGCAGAAACAGCUCAACAGGUUGGAGAGUCGCAUGUCAACGGACAUCGGAGCAAUCAUGCAGCUGCUGCAGAGACAGAUGGCCCUGGUUCCUCCUGCCUACAGCGCUGUCUCAUCACCACCUCAGGUCUCACCUUACCCUGGUCCCGGCCCAGGUCCAGGUCCAGGAGAGAGACUGGUCCAGCCUGUUACGCCUCUGGAGACAGACCCCUUGGGCUCCUUAUCACAGAUCUUGGAUUCCCAGGACUUUGAGGAGUUCCCGGCCAAGCCUCUCGACUCCCUGCAGCCCCAGGACUCCCCACUGAUCCACACCAGCCAGAGCCAGCUCGCUCCCUCCGGACUGGACAGCCUGGGGCAGCAUCUGGAGUUGGAGCUGGGACUGGGCACUGGGGCUGGAGUCAUUUCAGGGCCAGCUGUAGGUUCAGGUGUAGGGAUAGAUUUAGGGAGUGGGGCAGCAGUGGGGUCAAGCUUAGGAGCAGGGUUAGACUUUGGUUCAGGGGUAUGUUUAGGGUCUGGGGUUGGACCAGCCGUGGGAACGGAGGUACCUUCCCUGGAUCUAGAAACCCAAAGGAGGCUGUCCCUACAAGAACCACAGACACCUCUGGACUCACGGACACCACAGAGACACAGCUCUGACCCGGGGGGGAGCUAAGGAAGAGGUGAAGGGGGAGGAGAGGGGGAUGGAGGGAGGGACACAGAGAAAGAACGACAGCGAUGUUUUACCCCUUCUGUUUCCACUGUUCCUCAUGGCACUUUGGAGAUCAAGAGGCACCUACUGUACCUACCACAAAAACUUUUUAGGGCACCCAGCUACUGUAUCUUCACCGCUGAAAUUUCACCUCUGACCUCUUCAGAAAGGACACCUGGAUCAGAGAGAGUGAAGCCAGGCAGGCGGGGGGGUCAAAGAAAGGAUCGAGGCCUCUCUCUGUCUCUCUUCCACAAGUCCCCCCUCUCUUCUUAUAAAACAUCAGGAGCUUUCUGAACUCCACAAUGGUACAACCUUUAACCAAAACCACAAACAGAGCAGAGAGGAGCUCUGCCACUUAAUGAACACAGUCCAGCCAGGUCGACCCAGACCGAUCCGGUCUGGACCUCUCAGUCGUCUGCCGAAGGUUGACGCGUCACACACAUAACUGACUGCUAUCCUGUAGAAGAAUCCCUUUACUGCUGUGUCCAGUGUUGGAUGACUGACGAGAACGAGACAACAACGGACAGAAUAAUGACGAAACAAGUAGCCAUUUACGUCUUGCACUGAAAAUCCUAUUGAUAUAAUGAUUAUUCUAUUCUAUAUGUCCGUGGCGCUUCCGAUAAACUCACAAACUGGUUGGUAAAUUGUAGUGUUAGCUGGCCUAACAGGAAACCUGCUGUCCCGUUCUGUCAUUGGUUCCUUCCCCCCUGAUGUCCUGCCCCAAGAGGCGGAGCUAACGCUUCCCCCUUCCCAAGAGCACACUGGAUUGGCUGGUUUGCACCUCAGGGGUGGGAACUGGAGGGUUAAAAGCCAUGAAUUUUCUCGAUGAACAUAUCAGCUGCCCUAUCAUAAGCAUUGUACAGAUUUGCUAGUGAGUGAAGAACACAUGGCAUGCUUGGGCAGCGUCACAAACAGGUAAACUGGCAAACUUACAAGUUUACCACGAGAACAGCGCACCAAAAACAGCUCACUAUAAACAACGACACAAGCAGGAAACCCCAGUUUACUAAUUCCAUGAGCUAUGAGUUGUGACCUUGUAGAGAAACAGAGACGCUACAAUGAUAUGCGACAUGACACUGGCCUGCUUUUAUUUCUAAAAAUCAAAGCACAUGCAUAAAGGAAAAAAAGGUUGAGUGAUUCUAGUUUAUCAUAGUUGAAUUUGCUACCUCAGAUUUCAUCGAUCCUUACUUUUGUUUUUUCACCUGAGCAAGCGCCCAGAAUGCUUUCACACGCUUGUACAUACAAGUUCGUCACAUGAUCCAUAAAUAUACAAGUUUGCCAGUUUACAAUGACCAGCCGAAUGCGCCAUUAUUCUAUGUACAGUACAAUAUGCAAACACUGGCAAGAAGAGAUGAGUGAGUGUGCUUUAAUCUUAUUACGUGUGUGUGAAAAGUUCAGGUCUAAACCUUUAUACGUGUUUAAUGUUUGUCCUCGUUUGCAGAGCAUGGCGUAUAGUGCGUUUGCUUUCACACACUGUAGAGGGUCACUGGAUUGUAAUGUUUAGGACAAAUAUGUUUUCUUUGCCCCAAACUGAUUUUAGCAGCUUUUUCAAAUUAUGAAUUAUGAUGAAGUGUUUUUUGAAUCUAGACAGCACAAAUAAAACCCUUUAUAAUGUAGGUUUUGAAAUACUUAGGAGGUCAUCCAAGAAUUUUCAAUACUACAGCAGGAGACACUGUACUUAAGCACCACUGUUUUAGGGACUACGUCGUGUUAACUUAAGCCCAUUACCUCCCAUUUUGAAGUUCUCAUAAACAUCUGAUCCUUGUCAUGUCAUGUUAGCAGGCCACCAACACAGUAACGCAGAUUCUCCGAGGUAUAGAGAUGCACAGAUGCUGAGAACUUCACCACACUUUACUUAAGCCCCGUUUCCACCCAGCAGUACGGUUCAGUUCAG